Messenger RNA from Wasmannia auropunctata (little fire ant), 1164 nucleotides. It is a transcript of the gene Ufd1-like, whose product is annotated as ubiquitin fusion degradation protein 1 homolog. The record is from RefSeq and is a predicted model, not a curated record. Lineage: Eukaryota; Metazoa; Arthropoda; Insecta; Hymenoptera; Formicidae. The transcript is spliced from 5 exons. Gene Ontology annotation, cellular component: VCP-NPL4-UFD1 AAA ATPase complex. The coding region runs from base 132 to 1031 and encodes 299 amino acids. Gene Ontology annotation, molecular function: polyubiquitin modification-dependent protein binding.
AUAGUGCUAUAGUGUGUGCAUACAUGCAAAUGUCACGACUGUCUCGUUGCAGUUGAAGAUUGAAGGUUCUCUGUAGAAAAAAUCCGAUAAAAAAAAGAAAAAUCGCCAAGAGUCAUCAACAAACCACAAACAUGUUUCAGUUUGGAUUCAAUAUGUUCCCGGAGAUUCCGCGGCCCUUCAAUACUCAGUACAAAUGCUUCUCAGUGUCGAUGUUGCCCGGGACCUAUCGCCAGGACGUUGAACGUGGUGGCAAGAUAAUCAUGCCACCAUCUGCUCUGGAGCAACUCACUAGGCUCAACAUUAUUUAUCCAAUGCUAUUCAAACUGACCAACAAGAAGACGAAUAGAAUUACUCAUUGUGGUGUGUUGGAGUUCAUUGCUGAUGAAGGCAAAGUCUAUUUACCUUACUGGAUGAUGCAUAAUCUUUUGCUGGAGGAAGGUGAGCUACUGAACGUAGAGAGCGUGUCACUACCGGUCGCGACAUUCUCUCGCUUUCAGCCGCAAUCAGAGGACUUUCUGGAUAUCACAAACCCGAAGGCCGUAUUGGAGAACGGUCUGCGCAGCUUUGCCUGCCUGACUACUGGCGACGUGAUUGCAAUCAAAUACAAUCAAAAGAUCUAUGAAAUGUGUGUGCUCGAAACCAGACCUGGUCCAGCGGUCAGUAUCAUUGAGUGCGACAUGAACGUGGAGUUUGCGCCACCGGUAGGCUACAAAGAGCCAGUAAGAGAGGCCAAGAAGGAAGAAGAAACAGAGCAUCUGGCCGAUUUGAUGCCGGCGCAGACUGGCUUUGUACCUUUCCAGGGCGAAGGCGUUCGGUUAGAUGGUAAAAAACGUAAGGACGCACCUAAGCAGGAAACUGUAGCUACCAAGCCGACUUACGUUCGUGGAAUACCCGAUUAUGAUUAUCAAAUAGGCACUCUCAGGUUCUUGCGAAACAUGAAGCCAGUGAAUAACAAAGAGACGAAGGAUCCAGACGAGUUUAAGGCGUUUACUGGCGAGGGAUUUACUCUCUUAAGAAAGUCCAGAAAAUGAUAGAGCAAUUGUUUAUUAUUUUUAAUUUAUAAAUGAAGAUUUACAAGAGCGCUCGCCGGAAUGAAUGUUGCAUUGUGGAAUAUUCUUUUUUAUUAUAAAAAUAUAAUUAAAGGAUAGUUAAUUUUUGCUUCAA